Messenger RNA from Xyrichtys novacula (pearly razorfish), 12084 nucleotides. NCBI's taxonomy places the organism in Eukaryota, Metazoa, Chordata, Actinopteri, Labriformes, Labridae. The record is from the annotation of a GenBank genome assembly.
AUGGGGGGUUUGUUCCUGUGUGCAUGGAUACGGCGUAUAAAAGCCCCUGAAGGGGUAGUUCAGGCACUUCCUCCUAGGCUGACCUGCGAGAGAGCGUCAGGCAGCAUGAAAACCAGGCAGUGGCUGCUGGCUGUGUGCUUGUCUCUGGUCUCAGGUGCUGUAAACUCUUAUUCACUGUUGGGCUUUCGAUCAUUCUGCGUGCAUCUUGGACUAUCUAUUGUUUUCAUGGUUGUUGAAAUAGAUUAGAGCUUGACGAUUAAACCUGUCUUUUAUUUUCAUGCUUACUCUACGUUCGAUAUUAAAAAUGCUCUUUUUCAAUCACAUGAUUCAUCCAUGCAUUACAAAUCUAAAAAUAACAACAAAAAUAUGACAUUUCUGCCAUAUCCAGACUUUAUUUCAUGUUUUCUUUUUGGCACUAAUUGUAAUCUUCACAUCUUCUUCCAGUUUUGGGAACAGGAGAAUCUGUCACAGUCACAGAAACUCAUAAAGGUGAGUAAUUUAUUAUUUUUUUCACUUAUUAUUUUUUUUUACUUUUAUGAAGCUUCUCUCAAAUCAAUACGAUCAACAAAUUACUAAAAAAACACCUUAAUACAGUCCAAUAAAUGAUAAAAAUGUCAUCUUGUUGUUUAUCAGUUUCCAAAAACAUCUAAUGUAUCAAACGAGAUAAAAAAUGUAUAUAUGUUAAAUUUUAAGGACAUUUUGAUUUUUUUGGUUUUCAUUAAUAAGUAUAAGAAACAUUUCAGCUAAAAAAAAUUAAUUUUCUGGCCAUAAUUUUUGGUUUCAGGCAUUAAAGGGCUAGAUUAGUUUUUAAAGAUUAUAUGCAAGAACCCAGUGAGCAUAUUUUGUUCUAAAAGAGGCCUAAUAGACGUCUAAAUGUAGUCUAGACGACUGGUCUAAAAUCAGGGUACCACAGGUCAAAAUGAAAGUUUUCAGACGUCUAAAUUUAGACUGAGUUUACACUAGCCAGCUAACAGAGGUCUACCAGUAUAUUGCUCAACGGCUAUCACAAUUGUUUUGGUUUAGUACUUGGAGAUCAGUAAUGCAAUUCACAGUUGCUUUUUGAAAUAAAUACUUAUCAAAUAGCGGGUUAAAGACAGUUGAAAUUAGGUCUAAAAAAUAACUAGACGUCAAAUAACCGUCUAUUGCUCAGUGGGAUGUUUAAUAGCUGGUCAAACUGUGAUGUUAGAUUGAUUCAAAGCUGAUGCUGCUGUUCUUCAGUCUAACAGAAUUUCUUCAUUAUGAGAUUAAUUCAAUCUGCUAAAAUAGUUAAGGAUAACUCAUUUCAUUUCUCUUCCUGUCGUGAUCAGACACUUGCAGGACAUUCGGCAGUGGUGUCGUUCAGCCGUUCAAUGGCUCGAGUUUUUACGUGCGGUCUAAUUGCCAGUUCACCCUCACCCGCUUCACCCACAACCGAGUGGAGUGCGAUAUCACCACGCGCCGAGAUGACAGCGGGCUUCUGGUUCGAGUGGAGAUCAUCAUGAAUAGAAUCCGGACUGUUCUACAGAACGGCAGCAUCCUGGUGGAGGGGAAAAGGUUUGAGCCUCGCCUUGACACGCCCUAAUGCCGUCUUAAAUCUAAUAAUGAGAAACCAACAGGUUGUAACCACACUGACCCAGUUCUCCAUGUGGUUUGCAUUAAUGUCAUUGACUUUAGUUGAUUAUUGGCUUUGGAUCUGGUGAAGUGUGAACUGAAAUGGUUUGUCUCUUCGGUUGAAGUAAAUCAAAACAUGCAGAGCAUCAUUUUCUUACUUAACAAUCUGCAAGGUGACCUCGAACCCUUAACACCUCACUGGUUUGAUCGUUGUGCCUGUCCUUUUCAGAGUUAACGAGGUGAGAAGGUUUUUGGUUGACCAGGAGUCAGGAUAAUGAUUUUUUAAGAUAAUAUCAUCCCACAAAAAGACAUGCUAGUUUUUUAACAUGAUAACACACAUAAUCAGCCUCUUCUUUUUAAUAUAAAAUCCACAUAUUUCUAUGAAUAUUCACAAUUCCUAUGUGAUUUGCAUUAAAUAUACACACUACUGCAUUGUGUUCCCAGGGUUUCCCUCCCAUACGAUCACACCUACCAGCACAUCUUCUACUAUGGCAUCUACACCAAACUGAGGAGCUCCCUGCUUCCUCUGUCCAUCACCUGGCACAACGUACCUGGAGGAAUAGACACAGUGUGGGUGAGAGGACACACACUUUACAUACUUUUCUAUACUAACAGCAGAACAACCUGCUUAUCUCGCAUUUAUUUUUCCUUUAAUGAGAUGUUUCUCUUGUUUUUACCAAUAACGUCUUUUUAUAUUUCCUUGCUUUUAACAUGUAGCCCUUUGAGGUCUCUGGAUGUAAAGGGCACUACAAAUAAAAUGUAUUAUUAUUACCAUUAUGAACAUAAUAAUUCUGAGUAAGUCUGAGUGUUUGAUGUAAUUUGACUUUAUAGAAAAACUAUAAAAACUUUUCAUCUAGGUGGAGCUGGAUCAGAAACUGAGCACUGACAUGACCGGACUGUGUGGACAACCAAGCACCCAAGGUAUGUUGGUAAUUACAGCAAAGUGAGGCAUGAUGAAGUUAACCUUUUAUUAGUUCCUCUAGCUUUGGCAAAAACCCCAAAGUGUUAUUUUCUUAUUAAGGUAACAUGCAGCAGCUGAUCUCUGAGAGUGUGCUGGCUGACGACACGUGUCAAAGCCGAGAUCCUGUCUCUACUGUGAAUACUGUAAGCUCAGACAUAAAGACACACACAUGUUGUUAAAGUCUUUGUCCCAGAGCUUGAGAUGGUUCCUCUGACCCUGUUUGCAGGAAUGCAGACAGUUCUUUUCCUACACACUGGAUUGCCUUCAAGCUGAGAUGCCCCAUUACAUGCAGCUCUGUGACGAGAACAUCUACAGCUACGAAAGAAGCAAAUACAUUAGUUGCGCUUUCUUCAAAGAGGUCAUCUUGAAGUGUGGAAACAACAGCUUCGCCUGGGACAUUUGGAGAACUGUUACUGAAUGUGGUAGGUGUAUUAAAAAACAGAUAUCCUUUGAUAACAUCGAUUUAAUGGAUACUUUAUUUGAUGUAAUGUUUCUUUGGGGUUUCUAUAGCAAAACCAAGCUGUCCUGGAAACCUCGAUUAUGUAGAACAGGGUCAGGCCUUUGUCCCCAGCUGCUCCAGACCAAACCCAAAAUACUCCGAUGAGGAUCUCAUCAGCUCCUGUGUCUGCCCAGAGGGUGAGCUUCAUCUGACAUGGACGAACACCUCUUUGCUUAUAUAUUAAGUCACGGUUAGGAGCAUUAUAAUCAGUUGGACUAUAUUUUACAUUGAAGGUAAGGUGGUCAACGAUCGUGCAGAAGGAUUUCAGUGUGUGAGAGUGUCCAGCUGUCCGUGUGAGUUCGCCGGCAGGAGUUAUUCACCUGGAGACACGCGCAGCACCAAGUGUCAAUCAUGGUGAGUCGAUAUUUUGUCGUGGAUUAUUAAUGAUUUCAUAUUUCUAAAAUUUCGUCGAAUUUUUCUCCACAGCGUGUGUGACAGUGGGAAAUGGCUAUGCUCAGAAAACUUAUGCGCGACCAGAUGUUCGAUUGAAGGGUAUUUUGUGACGACAUUCGACGGCAAACAGUACGCCGUCCCCGGUAAAUGUUCUUAUGUGGCCUCGCAGGUACAUUUUCCGUCAUCUCCAACAUUUAACAUAAAACAUAAACCAAUGACAUCCACAGUUUUUUUUUUUUUAAACUGAUGACUCUGAUUGAUUUUAAAGGGUCUCAACUGGAAAAUCCUAGUUAAGUUUUCAGCGAAGGCACCCUCUCUAAAAACGGUGACACUGCAGAUUUUUCAGGUAUGUGUCACGUUUUAAUUUUAUUUAAAAAAACUUUCUAUCAAAUGUGGAAAAAGAAAUGGACUGUUUCUGUUUUGUAUAUACAGGAAAAAUACACAUUCUCACCCAACAUGGUUAAAGUCGGAGAAGAGGAGAUCACUGAACUCCACCUGUCUGGUAGAUAUAAGAGAAAUUUUGUCCAAUGGGCUUAUGUUGGUGUCCUUAAAGGCACCAUGAGGGGUUUUUAACUGGUUUAGAAAAUAAUAAUAUGGACUCUUUAUGACUUUGAGUAAAAUUCAACAUUAAAAAGUAACAGGAUGAGACAGCAGAUAAGAGGUAUCACCGAUAUCCACACAAACCAUAAGUUCUUUACCGUAGCUUUAAUAUAAAGGUCAAGCAGUAAAGCCAUCCACUGAUGUUAGCUAACUAAGUCACCCACUGAGUCACUCACCUUCCUUUGUAUCGUUUCAGAUCAUGCUCUGGUGUUCUGGCAGUCCUCCAUGUAUAUUCAGGUGCAAACGUCCUUGGGAGUCAACAUCGAAAUCCAGAUGUCUCCUGAAAUUCAGCUGUACAUCACACCACCUGGAAACCACACCGGGGUGAUCUCUGGUAAGGAUUUAAAAAAAAAAAACUAUGGCUUCAGCAUCCUUUAUUUAAAGAUGUAAUUUAUUUAAGCCUUUAAAGACUAUGAAAAAGUUCUGAAAAAUACAAAGUUUGAUAUUUCUUCAUAAUUUGGUGUGUUUCAGGUCUUUGUGGCAAUAACAACAAUGACACCACAGACGAUUUCACCACCAGUAGUGGGAUUGUGGAAAACUCACCUCAGCCCUUUGCUGUUUCCUGGAGUGUUGGUGCUUGUGCGCCGAACAUACCCCCCACCUGCAUCAAAACAGACAACGGUACCUUUUAACACACAAAAGUGCUCCGAAGUGGUGAUAUUAUUCACUUAAGCUUAUUCUCAAUCAUUUGUAGAAUAAAGCUCUGUAAAGAAUUCAGUACUUGAAUUUGCAGGUUUUUGUGUUUUUUGUUUUGCAGAAAUAUUUGCUACUGAAAAGUGCUCUUUGCUGAAUGACCAGAAUGGCAUAUUUGCUGAGUGCCACGCUCAUAUCCCAACUGACUACUACUACACGGUAACAGCUUGUCACACUAAAGUUACAUUCUUAAGUUUUGGUUUUGAUGAAUUAUCUCAGUUUAGGCUUUUAAUUCUAGACCUGCAUCCAAAGAACCUGCAACUGUGAGGGCAACUUGCAGCAGUGCUUGUGUGCGGCCCUGGGCAGUUAUGUCAAAGCCUGCUCCAGUCUGGGUGUUGACGUUGGUGACUGGCGGAAAGUGACCAACUGCAGUGAGUUCAUGUUGAAUAUAUUCAGAUUAGGGAUGCACCGAUCUGAUAUAUGGAUCGGAUAACGGCUCUGAUAUUGACAAAUUAAGUGAUAUUCAAAACAACAGGUCCAAAAAGCCCAACUUUGAGUUGUUCAUCGGUUAACUUGUUUUUUCAUGGUUGAUAUGAAAUGUUUGAGACAGGAUGUAUUUGCGCCUAGAGUCUUGAAAAGAGGAACUGUUAAUGACCGCCAUAUUAAAUCAGUAAUCAUUAAUCAUGUUGUGUUUUAGCCGUUAAAUGCCAAAACAACCAAGAGUUCUCCUACAACAUCCACUCCUGCAACCGUACAUGCCGUUCACUGUCUAGCCUCGACCCUCGCUGUGGACUGGAUGAUGAACCAGUGGAGGGCUGCGGCUGCCCAGAGGGGACUCAUCUGAACCAAGGACAUGUCUGUACACCCAAGGCUGAAUGCAAUUGUUUUCACCAAAAUGGCUCAACAGCUCCUGGACCUGUUAUCAUCGAUGGACAAAAGUGGUGGGUUGAUCAGAGUAUUGUCCUUUCAUGAUUUUUACUUAAUGGCAAAAGCUGUUACCAACUUUCUACCCAAAAGGAAGUCCUCCUAACACUGCUGCAACAUGCCCAGCUGUGAUAUUAAGUAGCUUUCAGUAACACUUUACAAUAUCCAUAACUUCUAAGUGGUAAAUAGACCCUUUAUAAAUGGUAAGCAGAUAGUUUAUUAAUGUUUGAUCAUCAAUUGUAAAUAGCAUAUAAACCAUUAAUAAAUUGUAAUUUUUACGAUUUUAAAAACCUAAUCCUAACCCUAACUUUACAAUAACCAUCUAAGUAAUUUUUAUAGAUGGUUUAAAAACCAAAUAUUAACCAUUUACAAAGUGCUUCUGACACACAUUUUAAUCUAGAUGUUUUACAACCAAUAUUUAAACCCUCUAUAAACCUUUAAUAAAUAGUCCAUUAAUAAGUAAUGAAAAUUAUUAAUCAUAAUUUCAUUGCCUGUUAAUGGUAAAGUACCUAUUAACUUACAUGAAUAAACUAUCUAUUUGCCAUCCAAGGUAUCCAAGAUAAUAGGAGCUGCAGAGAGACAUGAGCUGAGAGAAUAAAUGGAAAAUUAAAAAAUAAUAUUGUAAAAAUUAUAUUUGAGUGAAUCAUUUCAUUUUCGCCCAGAGAGAGGUGUAAAUUGUGGCAGUAAAAAUAUAUUUCUAUUGAUUUUGUUGUAAUGGAGUAACCGAUUCGUUACCGUCAUUGCUCCAGUAGCGCAAUUCUACUCGCGCAUGCGUUGUUCCGAAACUCUGGUAGCUAGCAGAUUCGUGCACCAUGGGCAGUGUAGUCAAAAUCAUCCCCCUUAAAAAACGAUCUUCCCAACUUUCCAUCUCUUGAGCCAUUUCUGUCAAUGAAUGUGGAAAUAUUACAAUAUUACCGCAAUUUUAACGUUUUACGGGUGAGACGGAGCGGCGUCCUCACUGACUGCAGCGCGUGGAAACAUUUCCCUCCCCGCCAGCGUCGCUAAUUCCCCACUAGACAGCGCUACUUUACUUCUCCCUUUUCUGUUGGAUGGGUAACCAAGGUUGGAGCUCUAUCAGUUAACUCAACACACACAUUCACACAGAUAAUUAUCCUUCUACUUACCUGCCGGGUGUCCUUUCACGCCAUCAUGCCGGCUCGUGUUUCCAAUUGAGAAACAGAGCGCGUGACUUCCGGGUGUAAAAUAGGUGGGUAUGGCGGCUCAAAGUGGUCACAUGAUGCAAGAAAAAUUAAUUCCCUUGUUAUUUACCAUGAAUCCCUAAAAAUUAAUGCUUCAUUGAUUUGUGUAAAAACUGAGUUAAAAUGGCAAAAACUUACAGAAAAAGUAUGAAGGUUAAAAAUGGUUAAAAUAUAAAUAUAAAUAAAAUAAAAUGUGAAUACAUUUUUUUUUUCUUUUUUUCCAAACUACUGGGAGGGGCUAGAGGGGUUUAAAAGACGGCUUCCUGCGCCUCUCUUUCUAUGAGUCUGGAGUUUGUUGUCUGGAAGGUCUUUUGAGGAAACUACAGGAAAGUAGAAUGAGAGUUUUGAACCUUAAGAAUCUAUCUAGUCUGGGAAAAGGAGAGUGUAAAGCAAUGUUUGAGUUUUUAAAACAAACAGAACUAAUGAACAGAAUUUAGUUUAAAGUAAAAAUGAAUUUAUUUUCUAAUGGGAUUAGGGACCUACGCUCACACUCUUGCAUGGUAGGUGGCCGUAAAACAACAAGAAGAAAAAGUUUUAUGGAAGGUAACUGCAAACUGACUUUAGUAGUGCUGCUGUGUUUCUGUUUUUUUUUCUCUUGAGAAUCUUGAGUUAUAGUAAAACUUUUGACUUGUUGGCAUUUUCCUUUUUUACCUUGUACAUUUUGUAAAUGGUAUUCAACCCUUAAUUUUUGUACUUUUGUAAAGUUUUUUGCACUGCACCUUGGAAGGCCGGCUAAAUCCGAUCACCAUCACCGUGUUUUCCACUACGCCUGUGUUUUUCCACUAUAUUGUGAUUGUUUGAGCGAGAACCCCGCAACAAAGGUCUUUGCACACAUUUAAUAAAAUACUCUAGGUGAGGUGGCGCAUGUAAAAAUGACACUUUUUUUUCCUUUUUAAAAAAAAAAAAAAAAUGACAUCAGUGAACAGCGCUGGUGGCGCUGUUGCGAUUUCAGUAUCAUGGCCGAGUGACAUGGACAGCUCAAUCUGAGCGAUUAAUAGUAAUUAUCUUUGCGCUUUAGAGACAAUAAAAUGGAUACAUGUCUGUCCCAAACAAUAAAAUCCACCAACCCUCUGAUAUAUAUAUUUUUUUCACAAUUCAACUACUGACCAUAGGGGGCAUACUCUCAUGAAAUUUGGUGGACAUUUUUUUUUUAAGAGAGUCAAAAGUUAUUGCCUCAUACCAUUGUUAUUGAAUGGUGACGCAUGAAGAAUCUCCAGUUAUUCCCAUCAGCCAAGGAAAAAAUACUCGACUCUACCGACACAAAUUUACACCUGUUAUGGUAUUCUCAACAUGUAAUGUACUUAUGCAAAGCUGUGUCAUUUCUCAACUAAGUACUGUGUUUGCAGCUCUUGUGACGAUGGAGAACUGCGCUGUUCCAAGGACUGUGGUAAAUAUAUAUAUUUUUCUUUUGGUGUUUUCUUUGUUGUAUUGCCCAAACUUAAUUACUUUAUAGUAGAUUUUCACACAGAAGUUGACACAGUUUUUAAAUAAAAUGUCUAAAACUGCUUUGUAAAUUUAAAAAGAAGUAAAAUAUUGACAAAUAUUUAAAUAACAUAUCUGUUUUUUGUGGAUCAGGUUGCCAAAAUGGGAAAGUUUGUGUUCACUGCUCAGAGAACCCGGUCAGCACCGCUCAAAAAACCUGUGACAGUCUCAGCAAACCAACGGUGGGUCAAGACAACACAGAAUUUAAUCGGAUAAAUUCCUGCUCAUCUUGAAUUCAAACACAUAUGCAUCUACUUAAUUCCACAUUCAUCACAUUUAGACUUUGUCCAAAUAUUUCUGAUGCAACGUUGUGCUGAGUGAUUGUUUUAAAUGUGAUCUUAGGGCACGAGUAUGACCUGUGAGAGCGGCUGUUACUGCCCACAAGACAUGUACGAGGAUCACCGUGGAAACUGUGUGUACCUGGAUAAUUGCACCUGUGUGUACAGCAGCCAAGUAUUCAGUGCAGGACAAAGUGUUAAAACCAACUGCAAAACAUGGUAACACCUGCGUUAGUUCUGCCGUUCCACCUGAAAGACUGAGAGUAAUGGUUAAAUUUGAGGUUGACGUCUGUCGCUCUGUCCUGCAGCGUCUGUGGACGGGGUCAGUGGCACUGCAAAGAGGAGCCGUGUCCUGGGAGGUGUCAGGUCUACGGAAAUGGGCAUUACCAGACCUUUGACUCCAAAUGGUACCGCUUUGAUGGGAACUGCCAGUACACGCUCGUAGAGGUGAGAUCAAACAUGAAAGUGGAAAUGAAGUCCGUGCUUACGACUCUUUGAUCCAGCUUUGUGAGUUUACCAAGAGCUGUCUUCAAAGGAUGCGCUACAUCUAAAUACCCUGACUGCAGGGCAUGGAAGUAAAUCCUCUUACGUUGCCUGUAUGUUUCUCCUCUUUGUAAACUGCAGGAUGACUGUGGAAAUGGAGACAGCACCUUCUCUGUGAGGGUGGAGAGUGUUCCCUGCUGUGAUGAGGCUCUCACAUGCUCUCGCUCCAUCAUCUUCGAUCUCCAGGUGGAUGAUUGAUUAUUUUGCUAAUCUCAUUUGUCUUUCCCUAAAAAAAAAACUGAUACUUUGUUCACAUGAAUAUUGCAAACUCUUCAUAUAUCUUAUCCCUGUGCUGUCCCGACCCAGGGCAAAGUCACCUUAAUGAUGAGCGACAUGAGGGUGACCAGCCGCUACCAUGUUGAUGGGACCCAGGAGGGCUCGCUGUACUUCAUCCACACUGUGGGACUCUACAUCAUAAUCUCAGUUCCCAGUGAGGGGAUAACUCUGAUCUGGGACAAACACACCAGGAUCACUGUGGAGCUGAGUUCAUACUGGAGGGUGAGAUAUCAGGAACUCAUAAUCUGGUCAUCUGCUGUUUGUCACAUCACAAAAUCAUUCGAUACCGACUCAGUUACUCUUUUUUGUAAUCAUUGACCAUCACUGGUCAUAUGUGAUGUAACUAUCUCUCCUAAAGGGAUCAAUAAAGUUCUUCUUCUCCUUCUUUUUCUUGUCUUCCUUUUUUUCUUUUUCUUCUUUUUGUCUUUUUCCCACAUUCUUUCUUCUUGUAAUUUUUUUUCUCAUUUUUUUGUUUUUCUUCUUUCUUUUCAUUAUUUUUUGUUAUUUUUUCUUUUUCUUCUUUUCUCUUAUUUGUUUCUUCUUUGUCUCUUUUUUCUUUAUCAUCUUUUUUUUCUAUGUCUCUUUUUUCUUUAUCAUCUUUCUUAUUUUUUCUUCUCGUUUUUCUUUUUUUUUCUUUUUCUCCUUUUUUUCUCUUUUUCCUUUUUUUCUCCUUUUUCUUUCUCUUUUUUCUUUUUCUUCUUUUUCUCAUUUUUUCCUCUACUUCUUCCUCUUCUUCUUCCACUUCUACUUCUUCAGCACAAAGUGUGCGGCCUCUGUGGGAACUUUGACUCCAAUGAGAUGAAUGACAUACAGCUCAGCGGUUCAGCAGGUAAACAUGUUUCCUCUUUGUCUUAUAAAGUACAUUAUUUUUGCAACAGCUGUCAUGAUAAAGGUAAUAAUCUGUUUUAGGGAUGUCCAGCCCCCUGGCCUUUGGGAACAGCUGGAAAGCUGCCACUCCUCCCUGCUCUGAUGUGAUAACUGAGAUAUUUCCAUGCGAGCGACACUCUUACUGCUCUGCCUGGGCCGAGCGCCGCUGUAUGAUUCUCAAAGGAGACACGUUCCAAAGCUGUCACUUAAAAGUGUGUAUGUUAUAUAUUUUCAGCGACUAUUUAGAUUAGUAGGUAGGUAAAUGCUUUUUUAUGAAUAGUCUGAAUUUUCCAGGUUGAUCCGGAGCCCUACUACCACGCCUGUGUGCAAGAGUCAUGCUCUUGUGAGUUUGAAGGGAAGUUCCUGGGCUUCUGCACGGCUGUGGCGGCCUAUGCACAGGCCUGCAGCGACCAGGAUGUGUGUGUAGACUGGAGAACACCUGAUAUGUGUCGUAAGUUAAACCAGUAUGACGACUUCCAGUGAGAAAUAUAAACUAACAUAACAUCAUGAACACCUGUCUGAUCUGAUGCAAUGUAACACAACAACAUACCACUAAAUCUAUCUCAGGAGGCUUCUAAAUUUGCAGGUUACACUGACAUGAUCAGACAGGUGAUUGUUGUACUUCACAUUCAUUAUUAAAGGCACAGUGUGUGAUGCUAAACUGAAGGGUCUGUUUACUGUCUUGAUAAUAUGGUGAUUAUUAUAGCAUUUACCACAUUUUAAAAGGACGUAUAAAUGUUCUUUUCCUGUCCACUCUAUUAAAUGUUUUAUCAUAAUGUAUUAUUGUUGAAUGUUGGCAAAAUUAUACCUGACCAAACCUGCAGUAAUUCAGCUUUGAUUAUUGAACCUCAGCGGUCUACUGUGACUACUACAACGAGAAGGGUCAGUGUAGCUGGCACUAUGAAGCCUGUGGUCAGAUGCUCACCUGUGGCAGAAGCAACCUCACCCACAAGCUGGAAGGUACUGUAAUUGAACAAAUAACUUCUUUUAAGUGAAUAUAUGCUUUUUUAUUCAGCCGUCUUUGGAUCUAAUAGUAAACUAAUUCAGUGUUUAUUCUUCAAAAAGGUUGUUACCCAAGAUGUUCAAAGGACAUGCCAUAUUAUGAUGAAAAUACUGGUGAAUGCACCAAAUUAAGAAACUGCACCUGUGAUUUUAAUGGCACUGUCAUUCAUCCUGGAGCAGUUGUGCGGAUACAGUCGAAAAACUGGUAAGUAAAUGCUUCUAUAUUUAAUUUUUCAGGUCAUCUGUAAUGUGCAGAUUGCUUUAUUUUCUACUGGAUUUGAUGUAACCUAACUUUUAUUGUCCUUGUCAGCCACUGUGAAGAUGGAACGAUCCAAUGUCGUAAGUAUAUGAGUUAUUAUCCUGUAUUAACAGUUAUAUUCACAGGCAGUCUGGUUUUUGACUGUUUUGGGUUACAUACAUGCUGAUUUAAAAAUGCAGGACCUUAACACCCCUUCCAAUCCAACAGCACCUACACCCACAACUACAACUGAACCUCCAACUACAACUAAAACAACUGAACCUCCAACCACAACAGUGCCACCAACUACAACAAGACAUCCAACCACAACAACACCAACUACAACUGAACCUCCAACCACAACAUCAACUACAACAAUACCACCAACUACAACUGAACCUCCAACAUCAACUACAACAAUACCACCAACUACAACUGAACUUCCAACCACAAAAUCAACUACAACAAUACCACCAACUACAACUGAACCUCCAACAACAACGUCAACUACAACAAUACCACCAACUACAACUGAACUUCCAACCACAAAAUCAACUACAACAAUACCACCAACUACAACUCAACAAAACUACAACUGA